AUGUUGAAGCCUAAUGUUGCCUCUGUGAUUGAAAAAGCACAAAGCAAACUGUGCCAGCGACAUCAAGUGCGUGCUAAAGACAGAACAUUUGCUGUGGGUGACAAAGUAAUAGUUCAUGAUUAUCGGAGGGGAAAGAAGUGGACGCCUGGUGUUGUUUCAGCAAAGACAGGCCCUGUAUCAUACACUGUCGAUGUGGGACUUUCAGUUCACUGGAGGCGUCAUGUUGAUCAGAUGUUGGCACAUCUAACUGACUGUGACAGUGGAGAUGAGAUUGGACCAGAGGUCAAUGAUGUUCCUGAGGGGAAUUUGACAGAUCUUUGUGAACAUCCCAUGUCAGAAGGAACAUCAUUUCCUAGUCUCGAUCCAAUCCAGACUGGGACAGCACAACCUGUGGAUUCAUUCCCAAGUGAAACAGGGGAGGUGUUACGCACUCCACACAAAGAGACUAAGAGAUACUCUGAACGUACAAUUAAUACCACCAAGAUUGAUCCAUCGCUGGAGAAUGUUUCCAGAGUUUUAGAAUUUACACUCUCUGGUCUGAAUGAAACAAUGGAAAACCGAUAUGUGUUAUUUUCACUGACAGCACUGUUUUAUCCCCUAAUGGUGUUGUGUAAUAUAACUGUAAUUUACACUGUAAUCUCACAUAAGACACUUCAUGAGCCAAUGUAUAUGUUUAUAUGUAACUUGUGUAUAAAUGCACUUUAUGGCACUGCUGGAUUCUACCCUAAAUUCAUGUAUGAUUUAUUAUCCCAGUACCAUGUGAUUUCUUAUGCUGAAUGUUUGACUCAGAUAUUUGUUAUUUAUUCAUCUGUUCUGUGUGAUGUUUCAACAUUAACAGUGAUGGCAUAUGACAGGUUUGUGGCAAUAUGUAGACCACUGGAAUAUCACUCAAAAAUGAGUAAUAAGAGUGUUCUUGAAUGUAUUCUUUUCUGCUGGCUGGCUCCAUUUUUUUGCAUGUCUGUUCUAAUAGCAUUAACAUCAAGUCUCACCUUAUGUGGCUCUAGUAUUGCAAAGUUAUAUUGUGAGAUUUGGGCGGUUGCUAAACUUUCUUGUUUUUCUACAACAGUAAAUAAUGUGUUUGGGUACAUUGUUAUUCUUACAUACUUUGGACAUGCAGUAUUAAUAUUUUGCUCAUAUAUUCACUUGAUUCAAAAGUGCAGGAGCUCAAUAGAGGGAAGGCACAAAUUCAUACAGACUUGUGUACCUCAUCUGCUUUCAUUGCUCAAUGUAACUGUUGCAUUUCUGUUUGAUGUAUUGUACAGCCGUUAUGGUUCUCGAAAUUUGCCACAAGGUGUGCGUAAUUUUAUGGCAUUGGAAUUCCUACUCAUACCCCCCAUUUUAAACCCCCUUAUUUAUGGACUAAAUCUGACAAAAGUACGCAAGCAAGUUAUGAGAAUGUUUUUCAAGAAACAAGUAGGAAUAUCUGAUUAA
This is a messenger RNA of Myxocyprinus asiaticus (Chinese sucker), 1431 nucleotides long. Its product is annotated as olfactory receptor 1019-like. Gene Ontology annotation, biological process: G protein-coupled receptor signaling pathway. Gene Ontology annotation, molecular function: olfactory receptor activity; G protein-coupled receptor activity. The transcript is spliced from 2 exons. Gene Ontology annotation, cellular component: membrane. Bases 1 to 1431 code for a protein of 476 amino acids. The record is from RefSeq and is a predicted model, not a curated record. NCBI's taxonomy places the organism in Eukaryota, Metazoa, Chordata, Actinopteri, Cypriniformes, Catostomidae.